AUGACUCUCGAAAGUUUCGACAUCGACAACAUGCCUCCAUAUCUCGCCAUGUCACACGUUUGGUCCGAAUCACUAUUCCCCGUAUCCCACCUCGCCAACUCCGAAGUAGACAUCUCAGACGGUCUCAUCAUGCUAGAAACCGUCCUCGAAACCUACAAAGAGCUAUCUCAGAUCGAGUAUUGCUGGACCGACACCUGGUGCAUAGACCAAAACGACCCCGAGGACAAAUACCAGCAAAUCCCUCAGAUGGGCCGCAUUUACCAAAAUGCAGUGGCGGCGGUCGUGACUGUCAGACAUCAGUUCUCGUUUGAUCAAGCGUAUUGGGAUGAAAUUGUAGGGGAACUAGAAGCUGCGUUUGAUUUCAUGAACGACAUCGACAUUGAGUUCCUUCCAAAAGCAGCGGCUUUAUAUAAACUGCCGCGUAUCUCUAAACUUCUCGAGAAGGCCGCGCUGGUUCUCAGCGAGUUCAACAACCUAACAUGGAUGAAGCGCGUCUGGACAGCCCAGGAAUACCUCCUAGCAGCCCGAGUGAUUUGUAUCGGAGAGGACCUGCGACCAUUUUAUCUAAAGCCUGAGCAUGCUAGAAUGGUGAUGUUGAUAUGCGCGAGUGAUUCCGGCAAGUACGAUCAUAUCCUCCAGGGUUGUGGGAAUCUGGAUAUGUUGAAUCGAACUGCGAAGGGUCAAUGUGAUUCAACGCUUGCGAUGAUUCUGGCUGAAGAUCGCGAGUCGACGGUGCCCGAGGAUGGGAUUUAUGGGCUUAUGGCUGCGAGUGGGGUUGUUAUCACGCCCAUGAGAAAUGCUAGUAUUGAAGAUAUCUGGUUAUCGUGGUGCGAAGCAAGCGUCAAAGCAGGCCAUCUCCUCUGGAUCAUGCUCCCCUUCUCCCCCCCCUCCCAUCCCCAAAACUGCAUCAUUCCCUCCCUAACCCACCGCAACACCAUCCACCAAGGCGUCCAAGCCACUCCCCUCCUCGGCCCCGUCUCCCUCUCCCCCAUCGGCACCCUCACCUUCUCCGCCUACCUCGCCGGCACCUGCACCAUCCUUCACAGUUUCCCAUUCGUCGCCGACUUCCCCCAGCCUGCCGACCUAGUCGCCAGCGUCAACGGGGACCUCCACCUCAUGACCCUCGUCUGCGAGGCUCUCACCAUCGGAAUCCAAACAGCCGCCGAAACAAGAAAAUACGCAAAAGAUCUCUGCGCAGCGUACCAUCACGCCCGUCGUCAUCCCUCGCGACGCCCAAAACACGUCCCGCACGUCCAAUUCAACAACUCCCACGCCGGCCCCGCACACCUCGCCCUCAUCAAAUCACCGCUCAAAACCACACCCGUGAUCUUCUGGUCCGCAGCCGACCUCCCUGAAGGCAGGCUGAUAGCCGUCGAUCUCAACGCCCAGGUCGUGGCUAGAGAUGAGCUGGAGGGGCGGACGUUUUUGAUACUUAGUGUGCCGCCCGGGGGCGAGAGGAGCGGGAGGGCCCUGCAUAAGGUUGGGCCGACGAGUCAUGUUUUUGUGCCGGGGGAUGGGGAUUUGGUUAGGGCGAGGGUUUAUGGGGGACAUGUGUUUCGGGGGCCGGUGGAGAGGUGGAGGGUUGGUGGGGGGGAGUGCUGGAGGUGUGGGGGGAGGCGGUGA
Molecule: messenger RNA, 1623 nt
Organism: Glarea lozoyensis ATCC 20868
Lineage: Eukaryota; Fungi; Ascomycota; Leotiomycetes; Helotiales; Helotiaceae
Exons: 2
Coding region: 1-1623 (540 amino acids)
Source: RefSeq, a predicted model, not a curated record